AUGGCUACACUUGCAGCACCGUGUAGUUCCGGUAAACAAGUUAUUAUUUCUCUGCGUGAUCAUUCUCAUGAAGUAUGUGUAGCAGCAUCAGAGAGAAUAUAUUGGGAACAGUUAACACAAAACUCGAGUAUUACCAUUGCAGUCAAUGGAAAAUAUGUUCCCAAAGAACUGAAUUCAAUCUGUAGUGACGAUGAACAACCAAGGCUUCAUCUUAUGAUUCAAUCGCAUCAUGAACGAGAUUCGAAUCAACUCGAAGGCGUAUGUUCUCAAAUUUAUUUGGAUCUUAUCAAAUUUAAAUACCACGAUCUACCUCAUUUUGACCAUAACUUUCGUCAAAUGCUGGUCUAUGGCUCUCUGUACAACUCUCUUCCUGAUGAAACGUUUGAAAUCGAUCGUUAUUUACUUGGUCAACGUAACAGUCACAUCAAAAGAAUAAGACAUACAUUAGAGUGUGCGAUCGAUGUGGAAAGAUUAUCAUCGUAUCGAUAUCGUUUUGCCAUUAGACAUGAAAAGCAAAGUAUCAUGAAUCUCGCUGCUAUUCAAAUUCAAGCACUUGUACGACAAGCUCAAGAUCAAUAUAUAAUCGCAUUUGCUACAAGUAUUGGUCGAAGUUUGAGCGGCUCUUCAGAACGCUCAGAUAUUAUGGAAACUUCGUUCUCGAAUGCACACGAUUUUCCGUCAUUUACGUCAUUUCAGUCGAUGAACAAACGAAGACGAGAAGAUGAUGUAGAACAAACAACGACUAAUACUUCAAUAAUCACAGUAUCCGAUCAAAGUGACGACGAAUCGACCACGAGUGAAACACGGUAUGAUGACGAUGAUAAUAAUGGAGGUUUGGAUUCAAAUUCGACUUUAAACACGUCUCCAGUAUUGGAUGCUUCUGAUUAUCAUACAUGUGAUAGAACGACGCCGUGA
This is a messenger RNA of Adineta ricciae, 915 nucleotides long. Lineage: Eukaryota; Metazoa; Rotifera; Eurotatoria; Adinetida; Adinetidae. The record is from the annotation of a GenBank genome assembly.